ACAAACAAGGCCAAAAAUUGCACACCCCACCAUUUUCAUGAUUUUGAGAUCUUAUCAUCAUCAUCAUCAUCAAGCAUCAACCAUAUUUUCCAGAAUAUUACCACAACAACCAACCUACUACUCUUCCAAAUCCUCACAAAUCUCUUAACUUCUACAAUAUAUUCAAAAAUCUGUUAAAAACACAACACUGGUUUCCGAGGGCCGGAGAAUGGAGACGAAAUUAACUACCCCAUAUGCUCUUCACCUACCCUCCGACACCAGGCCGGCUAACCGGAAAAACAAGCCGGAACAGAAAGAAGAAAGCGGUAUGUCGUCGUCGUCGUCGUCGUCGUCGUCUCUGAAUCUGCGUAACCUGUCGAAGGUGAUCCUUCCGCCAUUAGGUGUUUCUGCUUCUAAUCAAAAUCAAAUAGAGUCAAAAGGGUGGAUCAUAUCACCCAUGGACUCCAGAUAUAGGUGGUGGGAGACAUUUAUGGUGGUUUUGGUAGCAUACUCUGCAUGGGUUUACCCGUUUGAGGUUGCAUUUCUGAAUUCAUCUCCAAAGACAAAACUAUGGAUUGCAGACAACGUUGUUGAUGUGUUUUUUGGAAUCGACAUCUUCUUGACAUUUUUGGUUGCAUAUAUUGAUCCAAUAACUCUACUUCUGGUUCGUGACUCUAGAAAGAUUGCCUUCAGGUACCUGUCAACAUGGUUCAUUAUGGAUGUGGCAUCAACAAUCCCAUUUGAAGCUCUAGGAUACCUCUUCAAAGGCAAACGGGAAACGGGCCUCACUUACUCCCUCUUGGGCCUGCUCAGAUUCUGGAGGGUUCGACGAGUCAAGCAACUCUUCACCAGGCUUGAGAAGGAUAUCAGGUUCAGCUAUUUCUGUGUAAGGUGUGCUAGGCUAUUAGCUGUGACGACGUUUACGGUGCAUUGUGCCGGGUGCCUGUACUACUUGCUAGCAGACCGGAACCCACACCAAGGAAAGACAUGGAUUGGAGCUGUGAUCCCUAAUUUUAGAGAAACAAGCCUUUGGGUACGAUACGUUUCAGCCAUGUAUUGGUCCAUGACUACCAUGACCACAGUUGGCUAUGGAGAUCUCCAUGCAGUGAACACCACGGAAAUGAUCUUCAUCAUUUUCUUCAUGCUUUUCAACCUUGGCCUAACGGCUUACUUGAUCGGCAACAUGACCAAUUUAGUCGUUGAAGGAACUCGCCGUACUAUGGAAUUUAGAAAUAGCAUUGAAGCAGCGUCAAAUUUUGUAUGCCGAAAUAGGCUGCCUCCAAGGUUGAAACAACAAAUACUGGCAUACAUGUGCUUGAGGUUUAAGGCUGAGAGCCUGAACCAGAACCAACUGAUUGAACAACUGCCAAAGUCCAUCUGCAAGAGCAUUUGCCAGCAUUUGUUUUUGCCUACCGUCAAGAAUGUCUAUCUUUUCAAGGGCUUUUCUGCAGAAGUUCUAUUAAUCUUGGUUGCCAAGAUGAAGGCAGAGUACAUACCACCAAGAGAGGAUGUUAUAAUGCAAAAUGAAGCAGCCGAUGAUGUUUACAUCAUUGUCUCUGGUGAAGUUGAAAUCAUUGAUUGUGAGGUGGAGAAAGAACAAGUUGUGGGAACUUUGCAAUCUCUCGACAUUUUUGGAGAAGUUGGUGCACUUUGUUGUAGGCCUCAUGGCUUCACAUAUCGAACCAAAACUCUUUCACAGCUCUUGAGGCUCAAAACCACCUCUCUAAUGGAAUCAACUCAGACCCAUCUUCAAGACUAUGAGAAAAUGCUCAAAAACUUCCUUCAGCAUCACAAAAAGCUAAAGGAUCUGCAUAUUGGAGAUUUGAUGGUGGAGAAUGGGGAAGAUGAAGAGAGGGAUCCAAACAUAGCUUCGAAUGGGGAAGAUGAAGAGAGGGAUCCAAACAUAGCUUCCAACUUGCUGAAUGCUGCUGCUACAGGAAAUGCUGCUUUUCUGGAUGAGCUUCUCAAGGCCAAAUUGGAUCCUGAUAUUGGAGAUUCCAAAGGAAGAACCCCAUUGCACAUAGCAGCAUCAAAAGGGCAUGAAGAGUGUGUUUCGGUACUGCUUAAGCAUGGAUGUAAUGUACACUUACGAGACAUGAAUCGCGACACUGCAUUAUGGAAUAGUAUAUCAUCAAAACACCAUUCCAUAUUCCGGAUCCUCUACAACGCCACCGCCCAAUGCGAUUCACACACCGCCGGCGAUCUUCUCUGCACCGCAGCAGAAAGAGAUGACACAACCGCGAUGAAGGAAUUACUGAAACAAGGACUAGAUGUUGACUCCAAAGAUCGCAAUGGAUUAACGGCAAUCCAGAUUGCCAUGGCCAAAAACAACGUGGAGAUGGUGAAUCUUCUUGUGGGGAACGGUGCAGAUGUUUCGAAUGCAAAAACACACGAGUUUCCUACGGCAACUUUGAAUGAAAUCCUGCAAAGGAGAGAGGUUGGUCACCGGAUUACAGUCCCCGAUGCCGGAAUAAAUGGAGUGGUUUUGGCAAGGCAUGAA
Corylus avellana is the source of this 2479-nucleotide messenger RNA. Lineage: Eukaryota; Viridiplantae; Streptophyta; Magnoliopsida; Fagales; Betulaceae. The record is from RefSeq and is a predicted model, not a curated record.